Oryctolagus cuniculus (rabbit) is the source of this 1290-nucleotide messenger RNA. The record is from RefSeq and is a predicted model, not a curated record. NCBI's taxonomy places the organism in Eukaryota, Metazoa, Chordata, Mammalia, Lagomorpha, Leporidae.
AUGAUGGAGCCGGAGGAGCUGCUGCCGCCUCAGCCCAGAGACCGCCCGGACCGACGCUGCUCCAACCGGCUGCCGAUAAGGGCGAGCGGAAAGGCGAGUGCCGAGCUCUCUCGGCCCCUGCAGGGCCCCGGCGGAGCAGCGAGGCUGGAGGACGGCGGGACUCGCCACAGACGAGCAGCAGCAGCCGCCGCCUCCCCGCAGAGUCGCCUAACACCGAGCGAGGCCCGCGGCUGGGAGGCGAGGGAGGGCGGUGUCGAAACACCCAGGGCUGUGCUCAGGGCUCCUGAGGCUAGCACCGCUCCCUUCCUCAGCGCCCAGCACGGAGACUGGGGUGGGAGAGGCGGAAGGUGGCGCAGCGGUAGCCGCAGACGCGUCCGGGACCUCUCACACCCAGCUCCUCCGCUGCCGCCGCCGCCGCAGCCCAACCUGCUGAGUGCGCGAGCCUCUGGCGCGGCGCAGGGCGAGCCCGGGCGCGAGCCUGCCGCCCCUCCGGCAGCCGGCGUGCGUGCGUGCGUGCGUGCGCGUGCGCGUGCGCGCCUCCGCCAGCGCCUUCCUGGUCCAGCCAGCUGUCCUCGCUCCUCCCGCGCCGCGGAGUCUAAGGCAGGGAGAACCGAGGAGGGGGCGGGGCGGAGAAAGGGGCGGUAUGUGGUUGGGGGGCAGAGAGGAAAAAUGGAACACUUACGUCACUUACGGGGUGGGCCAAUGGGAAGAGGCCGAGGGCAGGCAGGGAGCAGAGCGAGGUGGAGGCGCGAGAGCGCGCGCGGCCGUGGAGGCGUGGAAAGCGGAGCGCUGCGGCGGCCAUGCCGAGUGUGGCAGGGCGCAGCCUGGGGGCGGGAGGUGGAGAAGAGGAGGGAAAGGAAGAUGGAGCCGGCGGAGGCGGGGCCGGGACGGAGGCGGAAUGACCCCGGCGGUGUGCGGUUGGGACCGGAUACCCUCGAGAUAAUGCAACUGAAGUCCACAUAAGAAAUUUCUUUCUGGAAGGCUACAAAUUAGAAAGCCUGAGCGGUUAAGGGGGCCACCUGCGGCGCCAGCAUCCCAUAUGGGCGCUGGUUCGAGACCCGGAUGCUCCACUUCCAAUCCAGCUCUCUGCUAUGGCCUGGGAAAGCAGUAGAAGAUGGCCUAAGUCCUGGCUUUGGAUGGACCCAGCUCCUGCCAUUGCGGCCAUUUGGGGAGUGAACCAGUGGAUGGUAGACCUUUCCCUCUCUCUCUCUAUCCGCCUGUCUCUCUGUAACUCUACCUUUCAAAUAAAUAAAUCCUAAAAAAAAAAAAAAAAAAAAAAAAAUUACCCUU